This is a messenger RNA of Opisthorchis viverrini, 1711 nucleotides long. RefSeq lists its product as hypothetical. The record is from RefSeq and is a predicted model, not a curated record. Gene Ontology annotation, cellular component: Golgi apparatus; plasma membrane; endoplasmic reticulum. Bases 89 to 1081 code for a protein of 330 amino acids. The transcript is spliced from 6 exons. Lineage: Eukaryota; Metazoa; Platyhelminthes; Trematoda; Opisthorchiida; Opisthorchiidae.
GAGUGUGGAAUCUCUUGAUCUUCAGUCUCAAACCCGAAGGCCGAAAGAUUCGCCGUUCUUUCAACAAAAGUUACCCGCAUGGCAGCCUAUGUUUACUGCCAGAAAGUCGGCCAUAACAUUUUUGGUUCUCGGAGUUUUCUUCAUCCCACUGGGUGCCAUUCUUUUGGCAACGUCCGAUUCCGUCAUUGAGUACAGUGUUGACUACACUAACUGCAUGGAUACAACCACUGGACGUCCUUGUAUGGAAGUGAUCGGUCCAGGAGUAGUUUGUUCUUGCAUUCAAGAAGUUGUUGUGGCGAAAGAUAUUCCGGCCCCGGUUUAUCUUUAUUACGGUCUUGAGAAUUUCUACCAAAACCAUCGUCGAUUCGCUAGAUCGAAAAGUGACCAACAGCUUUUGGGAAGUAAAGUUUCUCCAAGUUCCCUCUCCAGUUGUACACCCUACGAUACUUUCACGAACAACAGCGUGACCUAUAUGAUUUUGCCUUGUGGUGCCAUUGCAAACAGUAUAUUUAAUGAUACAUUUGAAGUGACGUAUCGGUCGUCUUCAACUGCAAAUCCUAUUCCUGUCAGCAUGACCAACAAGGGAAUCGCUUGGAAAUCGGAUAUAACCAGAAAGUUCGGGAUUUUGACUCCAGAAACGUUGGCAGAUACGGUGAAGCCUCCGAAUUGGCCCAAGCCGAUUGAAGAACGCUCCCCCGGUGCCUUUAAGUCUGACGAAGAGCUCAUGGUUUGGAUGAGGGUUGCUGCUCUACCUAGUUUUCGGAAGCUACACAGACGUAUUGUCCACGAGGGGCAGUUUCAAAAUGGCUUACCAGCCGGCACGUAUACGUUUCGCAUAUCCUAUGUCUUCCCAGUUUCCACUUUCAACGGACGUAAAUCAUUCGUAAUUGGAAAUGUAAGCUGGCUUGGUGGGAAGAACAACACACUUGGCAUUAUGUGUCUGGUGACCGGAUUUCUCCACCUGCUAUUGGGAUUCGCAUUCCUAGCUGUUUACCUUCACUCGAAAAGACGUGCCAACGGUCCAUCUGUUAUGAUAGAUCCGGGACAACCCCAAGAGCUGAACUGCCUUAUAUCCUCUUAGCACAUUAACCUAGACGUGGAAGGCGCCAAGACUGCACCAACAUCUAUGCGGGAACAGCGUCCAGCUCCAACCGGAGAUGAUUAAGCAGUCGGCCAAACUGUCCAUAUUAUUCGGUGUAAAACCGAGUCGUUUUCUCCUGUCACAUUCAUUCAAACUUGGCUUCUCAGUUUUUGCAUUCAGUUCUCUGUUUGUCAAUGAACUUGGUCUCUAAUGCACGUUUCAUCUGCACAAGCACACGUCAGAUAAGCUGACGCACUUUUCCCAUUCCUGGGCUAUCGAGCUUACGACUGAGGCCUGUAUAGCAUACCUGUGUUACUUUCUUUUGCAUAUACUGUUGUGAUCUUUCAAAUCCCCUGCCCUGUUCACCUCUUUGUUUUAUACGACACGUAGCGACUGACAUCUUGCAACCUUCAUGUACUCUCUUGAAAUCGCUCGUUGGACUUGUUGAAAACGGUUGUGUGUUGCAACCCGAUAUAUAUGCGUAAAUAAAAGUAAUCUAUAAUUGAUGAUCGCGUUUAUUCUGUAACGAUGUAGCUGUGGAAAAUACAGCUACAAUCGGGGCCUAAUCGCUGGUCUUAGAGUGCCUUCCCUGUACUUUGCUGCACCACUUUUUGGCUCUUCAUGCGUUCG